AUGCAAGAUAUUGAGACGUCAAAGGGAAAGAAGAGAAACAGAGAACCCGAACGUGAUGUAAUUGUGAUUGGUGAUAGUAAUGAUGAUGUUAACAAUGAUGAUGAUGAUGUUAAUAAUGAUGGCAAGAAUGAUGUUAAUAAUGAUGGCAAGAAUGAUGUUAACAAUGAUGAUGAAGUUGAGAUUAUUUCAUCUAAUGUCUUUUGGAAACCUGAAGAAUUGAAGGGAAUGACUUUGAUAGAAAGUAAUAACGAAGUCAUUAAACUUCUAUGUGGUAUUACCCAUCCUAAGUAUGGUGAUUCUAUUGGCAAGAUUUCAAUUUAUCGUGAUGGUAGAAUUGAAAUAGAUUGUGAUUGCUAUCCUGGCUGCAAAAAAGGUACAUACAAUUUUAUUUUAUUUUAUUUUUAUUUUUCCUACAAAAUAUGUCCAAGUGAAUUCGAGAAGGAAGCAGGGUUUACUGGAGCGAGCAAUUGGAGGGGACAUAUAUGGGUUUUUGUUGAUGUACAUAAAAAGUCUCUAAGGGAUACAAAACUGCUCAAGUAUUACAAAGGAUCAAUUAAAGACCGCUGUGAUCCAGUUAAGCCGGUUCGAAGUCGAACCGUCCACCGUGAUGAGUUCAUGAAAUGCACUGCUUGCGGCAAGCGCCGGCUCUUUAUGUGUCGAAACAAAGACCAGUGUAAGGCCUACCACCAAGCUACCAAAAACAGUGCUACUUGGACUUGCUCUGACUUUCCUUACAAAUUCUUAAGGUGUGAGGAUGAUGAAAGAAGGGGAGCUAAAAAUCUAGUAAGGGGAUGUCCUUUAAAACCAACAUGCGAGGGUUGUUCAUCAUGUGUAUGCUUUGGUUGCGAUAUGUGCCGAUUCGACGAUUGCGACUGUCGUACUUGCCUGGAUUACAUUCUCAAUAUUGAAGUUUAA
This is a messenger RNA of Chenopodium quinoa (quinoa), 915 nucleotides long. RefSeq names its product protein ULTRAPETALA 1-like. Bases 1 to 915 code for a protein of 304 amino acids. The record is from RefSeq and is a predicted model, not a curated record. The transcript is spliced from 3 exons. Gene Ontology annotation, cellular component: cytosol; nucleus. NCBI's taxonomy places the organism in Eukaryota, Viridiplantae, Streptophyta, Magnoliopsida, Caryophyllales, Amaranthaceae.